GGCUGGACAUCUUUCUCGAGCUCGGAGCGACCAUUCUGCCGCAUUUUGUUUAACCUCCAGCCUGCCUCUGAAAAGAUGGUUAGAGUCAGCGUCUUGAAUGAUGCCUUAAAAAGCAUGUACAAUGCUGAAAAGCGUGGAAAGCGCCAAGUGAUGAUUAGACCUUCAUCAAAGGUUAUUAUCAAGUUUCUUCUGGUCAUGCAGAAGCAUGGAUACAUUGGUGAGUUUGAGUACGUUGAUGAUCAUAGGGCUGGAAAAAUAGUCGUUGAACUUAAUGGAAGGUUGAACAAGUGCGGAGUUAUCAGCCCUCGUUUUGAUGUUGGCGUUAAGGAAAUUGAGCCAUGGACGGCUAGAUUGCUUCCUUCUAGGCAGUUUGGCUACAUUGUUCUGACGACUUCUGCGGGCAUCAUGGACCACGAAGAAGCAAGGAGGAAAAAUGUUGGUGGAAAGGUCCUUGGUUUCUUUUACUAGAUACACUCAUACACGUUUCUGGAUUUGUCGUAUUUCUCUUGUUUAGAGUUUUUUGCUAAGAACCCUUCCGGCGAAAGAUUUAGUUUUUAACUUUUAAUUGUGUGGGGAGAGAUAAUUCCAAACCAUUCUAUUUCACAAUUUUUUCCGACACGGUCGUCCUCCGUACGUAUUUUAUUAGUCGAUAUUGCGUGCUUGCUUCUGUUUAUCAUUCAAUAAUGUCAAGUCUGCAUGAAGAAGAAACCAUGGAUGGCGAAUUGUGAUUACCCCAUGGGUUGUAAUAUCUAUAUAAAUCCUCUGCAUCUCGGAUGUUCCCUUCAAAGUUAAUUGGCCGAUUGAAAAAAGAGAUUAUUUAUUA
Molecule: messenger RNA, 823 nt
Organism: Neltuma alba
Lineage: Eukaryota; Viridiplantae; Streptophyta; Magnoliopsida; Fabales; Fabaceae
Product: 40S ribosomal protein S15a
Exons: 4
Coding region: 76-468 (130 amino acids)
Biological process (GO): translation
Cellular component (GO): ribosome
Molecular function (GO): structural constituent of ribosome
Source: RefSeq, a predicted model, not a curated record